AUGGACGGAAAGAUGGCCCUGAGGCGAUCAUCGAGACUAAGCCAAAAUGUGGAACUGGGCAAAAGUGUGAGCUACGCGCUGGCUGAAAAAACGGACGAUGAGGAUGACAAUUCAGGUGAUAAAAUGCGGGGAAGGGGAAAGAAGAAGGAUGUGAAACGUGUUAACGAGGAAGAAACAAGCACAGAUGGUGACAGCACUACUGAGGAUAGUGAAUACAAAGUAAGUGACAAUGAGAAGAAGGGGCAUUCCGAAGAGCAGGAAGAGGACAGUGAAGAUCACAGGGAUGAUACAAGUGAUGAUUAUACGGGCCGUAAAAGCAAGAAGGGGAACAAUGUUCGUAAAAGUAAGGAUCAACAAAAAAGACGCAAAAGCAUCCGUAACAACAGGGACAGUGACGAAUCAUCAUCAGUUGGAGAUAAAAGGAAAAAAAGCAAGCCCGGAAAAAAAGGCAACCCCAGCAAGCAAAACAAACGAGCAAGUACUGAACAGAGUAUCGUGCUGCAGGAAGAAAACACCAACCAGGAAGAAAGUAAUUCUUCAGAUCAAAACUCCAACAAUGUGAACAAAAACAACAAACAGAAGAAGCCAAAGGGUAAAAGCUACAUAGAAAAACUGCAGGAAGGUGUGGACGACGAAGAUUUUGAUAUUUUUAAAAAGAACAGCAAAUUUGACAAAAAUAAAAGAAUAUCCACCAUCAACAAGGUUAGCAGCGCUUUAGACAUGAAAUCGAAGAAGAGAAAAAGCAUUUACGUGGAAUCCAGUAACACUGAAGAUUCAAGCGAAAGCGAUUAUGAGUACACCACUGAAAAAACGAGACCUACGAAAAAAAUAAAAAAUAAUAACAACAAUAACAGUAAUAAUAAUAACAAACGCAAUGAUAAGGGUUACAGUGGGCUAAACAACAUGAACGCAAAUGCUCAUAAAUAUUUGGAUGACUUUAAUAUGUACGAAAAAAUUAAAAAAGGCCCCAGAAAUUUACACGAAAUUAUAGAAGAAAUUUAUUACUAUUUGUUUAAUACAGAAAAUAACGAAAUGGUUAAGGUGUCCACUUUUUUUUUAAAUUUUCUGGCUGAAUGUUCAGGCAAUGAAACGCUCACGUGGACAAUUGACAUAAUUGAUUAUAUAGACAAGCAAGUAUACCUCUACGAAGAAAUCGCAAAUAACAAAAUUGACCAUCCGUCGACUGCCUCGAACAGGGGCGGGGCGGCUCCCACCUCCAUAACUGAAAUUAUAACCCCCUCAACGGCACAAUCAGGUAGCAAAAUCACCAACAUAGAUGAAAUCAUAAAAGACGAAAUUAACUUUGAAAAGAUAUGCACAUUUAAGUGUAAAAAAUUGGAACAGUAUUUAUCCUCCGACCUCGACAAUGAUGUUUUGAUAAAAAAGAAAAAUGAGAAUAAUAAAUCUUAUAAGUCCUUUACAAGUUUCUUCUCCGAUUUUGCUUACCAUUUCGAUGAGAAUUACAUCCACGAGGUGUUGUACGUGUGCAUAUGGAUAUUCGCCCUCAGCAUAAGUAAGUACAGGAAGAUACGAUUUACUGCUUCUUUAGCAAGUCACUCCAUAUUACUAGGACUCUGCAAAAAAAUUAACUAUAUUAACAACCAUGAGAAGCAAGCGGGGAAGCAGCUACUCGCGGAGUUUGCCCGAGAGAGGGAAAAUACCAACAAAGGGAAUGUUCAGCGGAGGGGUAGCGCCAGCGGCCGGAGCAGCAGAAACAGUGCACAUACCCCGAACACCGCUAACGAGAGAUGGGAAGACGCUGAUAUAGAGGAGCUCAUCCAUUACGCCAAAAAGAGAGGCAACGAAAAAAUCCGAACCAUCGUGGAACGAAAUUUAAUCAUCAGCCAACUCAUCGAUAACAUAAACGAGAAUAGAAAAAAUCUAACCAUCUUGAAUAACUUCCUUGUCUGCACAUAUAACAUAAUAUACAGGAACAAGAUAAAAGACGUGUUUGCAGAUAUAAGGGCAAUAACCCUGGAGUUUUUCCUCCAGUACGUACAGGUGCUAAGCACCUACUUUACCAACAGGAAGUACACCAAGUUGCUGAUUUGGAUUUUGUACGAUAAAGACAGCAAGGUUAAGAUGUACGCAUUGGACAUUUUAAUAUAUCUGUGCACUUUGUACAACACGAAUGGGAAUUUCAAAAUUGUGGAGCUGCUCUACAUGUGUAAGAAAAAAUUACUGAAUUUUAUUUUCGAUGAUGAUUAUAAUGUUCGAGUGAAGACAUUUGAAUUGAUUCUCCAGAUGAGCAAAAUGAAAAUUAGGAAGGCCAAAUUUAUAGCUUUUAAAAAAAGCGCCAAGAAUAGCCCCAUGGCUCCUACCAAGAAGAAGGAGGGGACAACGUCUGAUGCUUCGUCCCAAUAUGAAAGCGACGAGUACGAAGAUCAGGACACGUGUUCCGAUGUGGAAGUGCUUGGAAAUAAUCAGCUGUCCAUAGUGGAGGAUGACGAACAGAAAAAGCAAAAUCAAAUAACAACAGACAUGGUUAAUAUUCUCUCAAAGAAGGAAAAGAAAAUUGUUAGUAACUUAAUAUGGUUUAACAAUAAUAGUAAAAUAUCGAAAAUUAUCACGUCACUUAUUUACGAGUCGCAAAUAAAAAACAAAAUAAAAAAGUACGAUCGCAAGAGGAACAACUAUUUUGACGUAGAACAAAAUGACGCCAACUGUGAAAUUGUAAAAUUUAAUCUCAUUUUUUUGACAAAGUAUCUCAACAGAAACAUCCCCACUGUUAAAAAUUUUGUCCACUAUUUUGAUUACCUCGCCAACUAUAAUGAAAAUAUGAAACUGUACACAGUGAUUGAUAGAUUCCUUAGCGUGAUUAGAGAAAUGCUAGAUGCGGUGAACUGCAUCGAUGUUAUGAUUGAACUGUUGUGCAAGGAUGACAUUGCUUUGGAGACCCAUUGUGGUGGAACGAUCGAAACGAUUACGGAUAAUAACGAACUGGAAGGAAGUGGUAGUGGGGACUGCAAAGUGGCGGAGGGAGACGCGAAGAAGGGGCAGAAAAAUGGAAAGGCGGCCAAAAAAGGGAGCAACAAGGCUAAGGAAAGGCCGAAAAAAAACGCUGGAAGUGAAAGUGAAACUGGAAGCGAAUGUGCAGGUGAAUGUAGCAAUGGUGAGGAAAACCAACUCGAGGUGGUGGCAGUAGAAGCAAACACAGAGCGAGACCUCAGGAAGUGUCUGCUGUACAUCUGCGAAUCGGCGUACAGAAAUUUCCAAAACGAUAUAAACGAAAUGGAGAGGAACAAAAAUAGAAAGACGCCCCCUCAAAGUAGCGACCCAACCGGAACAGAUAAGAACAGCAUACACAACGCGAAGCUAAGUAGUGAUAUGGGCAAAAUUAAAAAGAUGAUCAUCUACACAUUCGGAAUAAUCAAGCACAGUAAGCUCCUCAUAAAACUGCACCAAACGAAUCAGGAACAUUUGUUAUUAGUUUUUAAAAUUUUGAAGGUGGCCAUACAAGAGUGCAAACACAUAUACAGAAAUGGAGAAAAGAAUAAUAUAUACAAUUUCGCGUCCACGAUAAUGGAAUAUUUUAAAAAUGACAUUGACAGCAACAUAAAUUUUUUUUUUAACAACAUUUUUGUACAUUUAAAGGAGACCUACGAGUACCUCUACUACCUGAUAAAAAAUUUGAAGCUGCCAUAUUACUCUGCUAAGUGUACCAUGAAUAUGAUUUCCCUCUUUCUGUCCUUGAACGAUUUCCUUAAGGGGGCCGGUCCUAGCAGCGGCGGAAGUGGCAGCCAGAAGUUGUGCACCGAUAUAUUUUUCGACCUUUAUUACACCCACUUUAACAAUUUCCUAGAUGCCUUUUUAUACUACCGUAAGAACUACAAUGCGGAAAUUGAGUGCGAAGAGGAAGAGGAGGAGUAUAUACAAAAUCGACGUAACAAAGUUGUCAUCGUUAAUGAAAAGUUAAUGCAUAAAGACAGAAAUGUUGUGGAUUCUAUAGAAAACGACUUAGUCUCUAAUCUUACAAAUUUGAUUCAUAUGUAUACUCUGUGCUUCAGCUACAUAAAUAAUGAUUUGUCUAACUACGUGGAAAAAAAAAAUGACAUAAAGAAGAUUAAUAAGAAAAUUAAAAAGGUUAUCGAGAAGGACUAUUUUCAAUUUAUUGUAAAUGAGAAAUGUCAGGAGUACUUCAAGGAGAAUAUUUUCGUGAACGAAUUUUUGGAUAGUCAUGUUUUACAGUAUGGAAGUGAGCAUUCCUCUGAGGACUAUGACAGCGACGAUAGCGGUGACAACCGUGAUGACGACGAUGAGGAGGUGGGGGGAAGCGGGGAAGACAGUGAACCACACAGUGACCACCAUGGCCAACGAGACCAGGAACACACCAGCCGAGCUACCAACCGAAGGAAGAACAAAAAGGCUAAUCGAAAAAAAGGCAAAAAUAAUAAAUCAAACGCUGAAAAAAACGUGUACGACAACUACAUGAGCCGAACUGGCAGUGUCAACAAUCAAAAGAUAAAUAACAAAAUGGCAUUUGAUAAGGACGAAUAUUUGCACCAGGGACAAAAUUUUUACAACCUAUAUUACAGCUCGGAUGCAUGCAUGCAUGCAAAUGUAGUUAUUCAGUUGUGCUUUUACAUAAUAAAGACAAAAAUCAAUUCAGUAUAUUACUAUGAAGAGGAGAGUAGUACCCCCAAAACACCCUCAUCCAGGCUGCUCCUACUCUGCAUAGACCUCAUUUAUGUCAUAUAUGAAAAUUACAUAUACUACCUAUGCAGAAAGAGAUACUUUUUCAACUACUUAUAUAAUAACUUUUUUUUGAACAACGACUCCGCCGUUGGAGCAGACAUAGGGGGAAGUAAAAACGUAAAAAAGGAAAUGAGCGAAAAGAAUAACCCAAGUAAGACAAGCGGGGCAAAUGAAAAAGAACAAAGUGCGGAAGACAAAGAAUCCAAAGGGGAAAACAAACAUGAUACCCCUAGCAGCAAUAUCAAUAUGGACGAUUUAAAAAAUUUGCUUACCCUUAGUGAGAAAAAAAAAAAUAUUCUAAAAAACGUAUUUGUGGAACUCAAUUAUAUAUACAAUAAUUUGCUAACAUUGAGAGACGACUUGAAUGAUGUGUUGGUGUACCUCAUCAAGGCUUCUAACAAUACGAUCCUGAAAUAUGGUACAUUCUUAAAUCUGAUGAAUGUGGCGCAGCUGGAAAAUGUGCUUCUCUACUCUGUGGAGGACGUGAAAAAGUACAAAACGUUGGAGCUCUUUAUAAACGCCUGCUGCAAGGAGGAAGGACAAGUGGACGAGAGCGGUGUGGCCAAUGUGCAGCAGUUGCUAAGUUUGGACGCAAGUAGCAAGACGGGGGGUGCAGCUGACUACACAACCGAGAGCAGCAGCCAUGCGCAGAAGAUGGACGAAUUGGUGCAAGUCUACCUAGAUGCAGACGAACAAAUCAACAAGUAUAAAUACGUGGCGAGGUACGUGUACAAGGAAGACAACGUGCUGUUCAAUUUCGUAACGGAGUUAUUCAAAAACGUGGAAAAUAUAAACAACGACAAUUACAAUUUUGUCAACUCCUUCCUUUCAAUCGACAUAGGUGUGUUCUUCCCCAUAAACACAUACACCUACAUUGCUGAUAUGUGUAAAAUAUACAACAAAGACCAACUCAGCACGGAUCAGAAAAUUUUAGAAAUGCAAUAUACUCAUAUGACGCUAAUAAUAGCUCAGUUUAUUUUACAUUGCAACAAUAUAAAUAUAUUUAACAGUUGCCUAGGGGUCCUUUUAUUAAUUCAUUUGAAUGUAAAGAAUAGAGGACUGUCUUCCAUUGCGUUAAGUUUUCACAACAAAUUAAAAAAAUACAGUAUUGACAUAUUUUAUGAAGUCUUACUAUGCGCAUUAAUUGGGCUGUAUACAGCAUAUAUUAACAACGCACUAGAAGAAAAAGACCUCUUGUUGUUUAGUACCUCUAUUGCUAGCCGGUUGGGAGUUAAAAUUGUGGAGAGGCAGAAACUUCCUCUGUGUAAGUUUAUUCACUCUUGUGUAAAUUGUGCCUUGAACCUAAAGAAUCAAAAUUCAUUUCUAAAAUAUAUUUUUCCCUAUGCUCAAAAGUUAACUCUGUCUGAAUAUCAAAUUGGCUACCUCAAGAAGCAAAUUCUGAACCUCAUAGAAUCAUACAACACAGCUAAUAAUACACAGAUAAAAUUCGAAAACAGCAUAUUUGAACAUAUGUUUCUGAUCAUUUGUAAGAAAAGAAAACUCAACGAAGAAUUUAGGGACUCCAAUUAUGAAAACUCGUAUAUGAAUCUUAACGAAAGUAUCCAUAUGAAUAUAAGCAAAAAUAUUGCCAAACGGAUCAGUAGGCAAUCUAAUGCACCCUCUAUAAAAACGAGGAGGAGCUCCCAGGAGGUCAAUAUUCAUGUUAAUAAAAGCGUGACGCAAAAUGGGAACAAUUCCGAUGGAAGUCACGGUGACUCCGAUUCGGAUACAGAUACAUCCAUCGAGGUUGUAACAAAAGGCGGGACAAAGAUUCGACAGAAUGAUGUAAAUGAAGACAGAGAUAAAAAUAAGCACGCUUCCAAAAUUAAGGAGGAACUCUUGCAUGAGGGGGAUGACGAUUCUCGAGAGGAGGUUGGGAAGAGUAGGAAUAAAGACAGAGAAAAAGCGCCAACUUUGGAGAACAAUGCACCGCGUGGCGAUAACGCACAGGACUCGGAUUAUGAAAGGACACCGUCGAAUUCAACGCUCAGCAACUUUAUCAGCCAAAACGAAGAUGAAGACAAUGUGUGCUUGAUCGGGCAAUCUAACCGCGUCAAUGCCAACCACGGAAAUAAGGGAGCCCGUCGUAAUGAUGAACAGUACAUGUACGAAAUCAAUUCUAGCCCCAAACCAAUAAGGACCAAAAACGUGACCAAGCUCAAUCUAAUAAGCAACGAUGGUUUGGGCUCUAACAUGAAUACGGACCGCGCGGACAAAUCUCCAAAUGGAACUCCAAAACAUUCGGAUGACCGGUCCCUCAACAGCUCCCUAAAUAAUGUCAGCGAUAAGGACAAUGAUGAUGUGUCCAUCAUAUCUGAGAAGAAGGACAAGUUGAAUUAUCUACAAGAAAACGAUGAUGAUUCCAAUUCGGACAUGAUACCUGGCAUAUCUCCCAUGAAAGCUCGCAAAAAAAAUAAAAGUGAAUUGUCCACCCCUAUUUCGUAUGCCGACGAUUUGAUGAAUUUCUGA
Plasmodium fragile is the source of this 7164-nucleotide messenger RNA. RefSeq lists its product as uncharacterized. The record is from RefSeq and is a predicted model, not a curated record. NCBI's taxonomy places the organism in Eukaryota, Apicomplexa, Aconoidasida, Haemosporida, Plasmodiidae. The transcript has a single exon. The coding region runs from base 1 to 7164 and encodes 2387 amino acids.